Messenger RNA from Sporothrix schenckii 1099-18, 1413 nucleotides. RefSeq lists its product as uncharacterized. NCBI's taxonomy places the organism in Eukaryota, Fungi, Ascomycota, Sordariomycetes, Ophiostomatales, Ophiostomataceae. The transcript is spliced from 2 exons. The coding region runs from base 1 to 1413 and encodes 470 amino acids. The record is from RefSeq and is a predicted model, not a curated record.
AUGGUGGCCCAUCCCAUUGAGCGCGAGUAUGCCGAUGCGCUGGGCCUCUGGGGCUGGAUCUGCCUGGUCGCGCGCGCCGUCGCUCUCAGUGAGGAUCCUGCCUUUGGUCCCAUCGCUUCGUUUUUCCUUGCCUUGAAGGUCGUCAAGGCCGCCGUUGGCGGCAAGGCCCGCCGCCAUGGCCAGACCGUGUACAAGUACACGGCCCUCGAGGGCAUGCGCGACUACCAAUACGGCCUCAGCGCCGUCCGCAUCCAGAACCUGCUGCCCUCGACGAAGUGGCUCGCGCGCCGGUUUGCCAGGCGCAACAAGCUGCCCUUUGCGCUGAUCCACCUCAGCAACGGCACGACAGCCGCUGUGCUUGGGCCGAAGGCGGAGGCGGAGAGAACGGAGAGAACGGCCGAGACAGCAAAGGGGGCAAAGGAGCCGCAGCGGGCAAAAAAGGCAACCGGGGCAAACACGGCAAACCCGGCAAACACGGCAAGCACAGCCUCUACGCCGGCCCAAGCGUCGUCCUCAGCACCCCGUCGAGCCGUCGUCGUGUUCCACGGCGGCGGCUACAUGGCGCCCGCCCUCAGCAAGCACAUCCACCUGGCGUGCGGCUUCAGCAAGACCCUCCCCGACAACGUCGCCGUCUACAUCCUGCAGUACGGCCUCGCCUCCGAGACCGCCAACCAGUACCCGCGCCAGCUCCAGCAGGCGGCCGUCCUCCUCGACUACCUGUUGACCGCGGAGAACUACCCGCCCUCGGCCAUCACGCUUGUCGGCGACUCCGCCGGCGGCCACCUGGCGCUCAGUUUGCUCCUGCACCUGGCCCACCCCGACCCGCAGGUGCCCGCCGUCACGCUGCCGGGCGGGGCGCGCCUCGCCGGUGCCGCCCUGCUCUCGCCCUGGAUGAUCACGCGCGCCCGCAGCGAGGGCCUCGUCCGAGCCAAUGAGGCCAAAGACGUGUUGUAUGCCGCCGCGCUCGACGCCUGGGCGCAGAACUUUCUGGGCGGCCCGGUCGACGAGAGCGAAAAGAGCGAAAACAGGGACAAGGCGGAUGCCGCCGCAGCAGACAAGGGCUCGCCCUGGAGCUGCCCCCUGACGAUGCCCGACCAGUGGCUGGCGGACUUGCCCGUGGACGACCUGUUUGUCACCUAUGGCGAGGACGAAGUGCUGGCCGGCAACAUUGCCCGGUUCUGCACGGCACUGUGCCGCGCGCGCAAGCCCGUCCCUGGUGUCAAGACCGCGGCCAAGGGCUACGCCAACGAGCUGCACGUCCACAUGGUCAUGAACCGCUUUCUGAUGCUCGGCGAGACGUGCCUGUCCGAAGAAGAGUUCAAGGCAUGGUACGCCACCCAGUUGGAAGCGCCUCUACGGCCGCCUCCACCACCACCGUCGUCGCACGAUGCAGUCGAAGCCGCCGGCAGAUAG